CGUAAUAAUUUUUCGACUGUGAAGAAAGAGUAAAUAAUAUAAUCAUCAUGAUGAACGAACACAGUGAAGUAUUGGAGAUUAAGGUCGAGCCGAGUUCAGACGAGGAACUGCAGAUACAGAAGCGUCGAGGUCUUAUCCAUCAAAUGACAAUGAGUAUUUUUGCGAAUAUCUCGAUAUUGGGACCUGCCAUGGGAUUCGGAUACAGCGCUGUCAUACUUCCAACAUUGAAAAGUGGCCGCAGUGAUCUGACGAUCGAUGAAGAUCAAGGGUCUUGGAUAGCUAGUGCCGCUGCUUUUGGAACUCCCAUUGGCUGCAUCUUAUGUAGUUUUAUAAUGCGAAGAGGCAGAAGAUUGAGUCUCUUGGUGACAUCAACAUUCUCCUUGAUUGGAUGGUUAUUGAUCUACAUGUCCACGGAUUACGAGAAACUAAUUGUUGGGAGAGUAAUUGGAGGAAUUGCAACAGGUCUAGCCUCAGUACCUGCUACAGUAUAUACCGCUGAAAUUGCUGAUUCCGAGUGGAGGAGUACUUUAGUCACGUGGAGUAGCAUGGCCAUUGCUGUUGGAAUUCUCCUGGUUUAUAUCUUCGGAUAUUUCGUGCAGGAAAACUGGCGGCUGAUUGCUCUCCUCUGCGGUCUUUUCCCAGCAGUAGCAAUAAUCGUAACGAUCCUGGCAGUUCCAGAGUCUCCAAUGUGGUUGAGAGACCGCGGUCGUCUGGACGAGGCCCGUGUGGUCAUGAAGAAAUUCCGUGGUGUGGCAAAGGAGCACCCAAUCACAGCCGAAGUUGAAGCUGAACUUCGCCACACGAGACACUACCAAAGCACCAAGAAGCAGUCACUGCUGAAGAACUUAACAAAACGCAGCUCUCUUUAUCCAUUCAUCAUAAUGCUAGCCUACUUCUUCUUCCAGCAAUUUUCAGGGAUUUUUGUUAUCGUUUAUUACGCUGUUGACAUAACCUCGGAGGCUGGUAUGAAGAUGGACAAAUUCAUUGGCGCCAUUCUCAUCGGCAUGACAAGACUCAUUGGAACUCUUCUGGUUGGUUACGUGUCGAAGAUUUGGGGAAAGCGGAAGCCGUCGAUAGCAUCUGGGGCUGGAAUAACAAUUUUCAUGGGAAUUCUUUCAAUCUAUCUCUACCUCCAGGAAAAGGGUUACGAAAUCAAUGAUCACGGAUUCAUACCAGCUGUCUGCAUUAUCAUGUACAUCUUCAUGAGCACCAUUGGCUUUCUUAGUCUACCCUUCGCUAUGAUUGGCGAAAUAUUCCCCGCCAAGGUCAAGGACGUUCUCUCUGGUCUGACAACCUGUGCUGCGUAUAUAUUUAGUUUCAUAACGGUUAAAACUUAUCCAAGUAUGUUACAUACCAUGGGUAAACACGGGGUUUUCUUCUUCUAUACCAUUAUUUCAUUCCUGGGGACUAUUUUUGUACUCAUGUUUCUGCCCGAGACCAAGGGCAAGACACUCCAUGACAUCGAUGUUCUCUUCUCCAAGAAGAGAAGGCAAGUCGUUGAGGUACAGAUUAUGGAGAAAGAGAAGAUAAUGCCCAUGAGGGAUAUGACCGCUGCGUAAAUUAUUCGGCAUUAUUUCAUUUCUUUUAUGAGUAUGAAGAAGUUAUUAUCAAAAUUUCCACAUCUCCAUUGGAUCUGGAGAUUUUUCACGACGAUUUACACAAGAGUUGAGUCAAAAGCAGGGGAUUAUUGACUGUCUUGGUGAGUAUCGUGUGGACAUUAUUUUUAGAAAAGACGAAGAAUAACAAUUAUUUCUCAUUCAACUCCAACGUCAAUCAAUAUAAUUACAGCAGUCGACGUCGCGAGGUAUGACCGAGAGAGUUUUUAACUGAUGAUUGUUUGAAAAUUAAACUGACACUUUACAUUUGAUUGUGAACUUUUCAUCUCUUAAUUUGGAGUUUCGUCUCAUGAUGCAAAUAUACUAUUGAGUGACAUUUGGAUUGAAAAAUAAUCCCCCGAAUACCACACGAGCUUCAAAAUUUAUCAAGUAUUCCCGUCAAGGUGUUACCCAUACUAUACUGAAGUCAGCAUAAGUUUUAACAUUGAUUUUAGGAGUGGGGGACAUGGUUACAGGUGGUAACUACGUGGAGUGGGGGUACCCAGAGAAGUAAAAACUUAUGCUGGCCUUAGUAUAAUCAAGUCGUUGAAUUUUGACUUGAUCAAGUCCGCCCCUUCGUUUGUUUGGUACGAACUUGUCGUGAAAUAUCCAAUCAUUUUGGAGCUUUUAUUGUAUCAAAAAUAAGAAGUUCUGGGAUAAAUGAACUAAUGAAGGCUUGAAAAGAAUAAAAAUUGACUUUAAUGUGUGCAAUGUUAAGGCCAAGAGUAAGUUAUCCCACUCGACAUCGGACCAAUUUUUUCAAUAUUUUCCAUUGUGUUCAUGUAUUGCCCUUGAUUCUUAAAGUAAGAAUAGUUUUUAACCUGAUUUAAAUUAGGCUUCAUGUUAUGUUGGAGCGUUCAAGGACUGAAUAAUGAUUUAGUGAGUAAAUACACAUUGAAAU
Messenger RNA from Fopius arisanus, 2496 nucleotides. Its product is annotated as facilitated trehalose transporter Tret1-2 homolog. Bases 48 to 1559 code for a protein of 503 amino acids. Gene Ontology annotation, biological process: transmembrane transport. The record is from RefSeq and is a predicted model, not a curated record. NCBI's taxonomy places the organism in Eukaryota, Metazoa, Arthropoda, Insecta, Hymenoptera, Braconidae. The transcript is spliced from 5 exons. Gene Ontology annotation, molecular function: transmembrane transporter activity. Gene Ontology annotation, cellular component: membrane.